UUUUAUUCUGUAUAAAUGAGAACAGGCAGCAUAUGCGUUUGAAUUGAACUUUCUGUUUCAGAUUUCUGACUCUAAAAUAUACUCAGACUGAACUUGAGAUUAAUUUGAGAGGCCUCGUUUUCUCCUCUUCCUAAUAGCAAUAUAGGAUAGAAAGGUUCCCCCAGAUAAAGAAAAUAUAGGAUAGAAGGGUAGUUUUGUUAGCACUCAAGUCCGACGGCUACCAUGUUAAAAUUAUCCUUCUCUCCCUUGUCAACAACCAUUCCCACCAAAAUCAUACCUCCAAGACUCUUAAAAUCUAUCACAAACUCAUUGUCUCAAGCCCCACAAACUGUUCGACAAAAUGACACAACUACGUCCACCAACACACCGCUGCACAAGCUGCCCCCUAAGUCAGCCUACAUUCACCUCCCGUUCUGUAGAAAACGAUGCCACUACUGUGACUUCCCAAUUAUCGCUCUAGGAUCCUCCUCUGCACCAGAGGAGGACCCGCGAAUUUUAAACUACAUUCAAACUCUUUGCAGAGAAAUUAAAGCCACCUCAUUGAAUUCAAACCCCAACCCAUCUCUUGAAACGGUAUUUUUUGGUGGUGGGACACCUUCUUUAGUUCCGCCAAAGUUGGUUUCUUUGGUGCUUGAAACUUUGAGUUCCAAAUUCGGGGUGUCUUUGGAAGCUGAGAUGUCAAUGGAAAUGGACCCUGGCACGUUUGAUAGGGGGAAAUUGAAGGAGUUGAUGGAGUUGAGGGUAAAUAGAGUGUCCUUGGGAGUGCAGGCUUUUCAAGAUGGUCUGUUGAAAGCUUGUGGGAGAGCUCAUGGUGUGAAAGAGAUUUAUGAGGCUAUUGAUAUUGUGAAGGCCUGUGGGGUUGAGAAUUGGAGUUUGGACCUCAUAUCUUCUCUUCCUCAUCAGACACCAGAAAUGUGGGAGGAGAGUUUGAAGCUGACAAUCCAGGCGCAUCCUACCCAUGUCUCAGUUUAUGAUUUGCAAGUUGAGAAAGACACCAAAUUUGGAGUAUUGUAUACUCCAGGUGAGUUUCCAUUGCCUUCUGAGGAUCUUUCCGCUGAGUUUUACAGAAUGGCGUCGAGGAUGCUUACAGAUGCUGGAUAUAACCAUUAUGAGAUUAGUAGUUACUGCAGGAGUGGUUAUAUGUGCAAACACAACUACACGUACUGGAAGAAUGAGCCAUUUUAUGGCUUUGGGCUUGGGUCAGCGAGUUAUGUCAACGGGAUACGAUUUUCUAGGCCAAGGAAGCUGAAAGAGUUCAUGCACUAUGUGGAACUUUUGGAGGAUGGAGGGGUAAAUUGUGAGGAUGAUAGUACUGACGCUAAAGACCUGGCAAUGGAUGUCAUCAUGCUCUCUCUUAGAACUGCUAGAGGGUUGGAUUUGAAAUCCUUUGCUAAAGCUUUUGGUUGCGAGCUCGUACUCUCUCUUUGCAAGGUUUAUCAGCCUUAUGUGGAAAGCGGGCACAUUGUAUUCUUAGAUGAUAAGCUGAAAACUAUUACUGUAGAUGAAUAUAGUUCUUUACUCUCUGAUGAUCGCAAGAUGAGUGAGGUACCUGCCUUUCUUAGGCUUAGUGAUCCUGAUGGCUUCCUUCUAUCCAAUGAGUUGAUAUCCCAUGCAUUUGGUGUUGUAGGUUCAUAAACCUUGUUCAGUGUUGAUAUUUAAAGCAGAUUCUGAAGUAACUAGAUAGACUUGAGCUCUACUAGCAGUUUUGGCCAUAACCCAUAAGGGUGGGAUUCAGAUUCCAGAAAUGUAAGAAAACAUUUCAUGGUUAUCACACUUUCCCAAAGGGAAUCAGCAUCAAACUUCAGAUUAGAAUCUAUAAUGCAGUUCAUGCACCUUUUGGAACCAGAUGAUUGGAGUUGGUCUGAAAUGAAGAAUUUGAAGUCAAAGAGCAACUUGUAUUGUAGUACCAUAUUGGAAUUGCAGGUUGCCUCUAAAGGCCAGAAUUGCAUAAGCUGUUCAGACUAGUACAGGUACAGGGGUACUAUCUCCUCACCUGGAGGAGAAAGAGGACUUGAAGAUGGUCUCUAAGGAACCAAGUUUAGUAUUUCCUCAUGUAAUAUCAUUACCAUCAUAUUUGAGAUGCCGAAUGUUAGGCUUCUUGGUGCUGAACUAAGUUAUCAAACAGGGCUUUAGUCUUGGUUUUCGACAGUAAACUAAUUAUC
Molecule: messenger RNA, 2162 nt
Organism: Coffea eugenioides
Lineage: Eukaryota; Viridiplantae; Streptophyta; Magnoliopsida; Gentianales; Rubiaceae
Product: oxygen-independent coproporphyrinogen-III oxidase-like protein sll1917
Exons: 2
Coding region: 223-1635 (470 amino acids)
Biological process (GO): porphyrin-containing compound biosynthetic process
Cellular component (GO): cytoplasm
Molecular function (GO): coproporphyrinogen oxidase activity; 4 iron, 4 sulfur cluster binding
Source: RefSeq, a predicted model, not a curated record